AUGGAAAACUCAACACAGAUUUUUUCAUUUGUACUGACCGCAUAUGGAAAUAUAGGACUAUUGAAAUACUUGUAUUUUACUAUAAUAAUUGUGUUGUACAUUGCAAUAGUCUUUGCUAAUACAAUGCUUAUAGUGGUGAUAUCCAUGGAAAGAAAGCUACACCAGCCCAUGUAUCUGUUUCUCUGCAGUUUGUUUGUUAAUGAAUUAUAUGGCAGUGCAGCUUUAUUGCCUUUCCUCAUGGUACAGGUUCUAUCAGACACACAUGUGGUGCCUGCUCAUUAUUGUUAUUUACAGAUAUUUGUUAUUUACACAUAUGCAGUAAUCGAAUUCUGCAAUUUAGCAGCCAUGGCAUAUGACAGGUAUGUUUCUAUCUGUUAUCCUUUGCAGUACCAUGUCAUUAUGACCUCUAAUAGAGUGAUCAUGAUCAUAAUACUAGUAUGGGUUUAUCCUUUUAUGAACAUUACUUUUACUAUGUAUACAAGUGUAAGUUUACCCAAGUGUGGCAACAUUAUAGAUAAAGUAUAUUGUAAUAACUAUUCAUUAGUCAAACUUGCCUGUGAAGACACAACAGUGAAUAACUACAAUGGAAUAUUUGGAACUUUUCUGUCUCUUGUUGUCCCUGUAAUCCCGAUUGUAUUUUCCUACAUCAAGAUUUUACGUAUUUGUUUAAGAUCUUCAAAAGAGACAAAACAGAAAGCCCUCCGCACAUGCACACCUCACUUGGCUUCUCUGAGUAAUUUCUUCUUUGGCUGUUGGUUUGAGAUUCUGCAGAGUAGAUUUGACAUGAGUCAUGUCCCAGCUGUUCUGCGUACUAUUAUCUCAUUGUACUUCCUGGUGUGCCAACCACUUUUUAACCCUGUACUAUAUGGAUUUAAUUUAUCAACAAUCAGACAACAAUGUAAGACUUUGUUCCUCAAGAAAUCUGCUAUUCAAGGUUGA
Molecule: messenger RNA, 939 nt
Organism: Hypomesus transpacificus
Lineage: Eukaryota; Metazoa; Chordata; Actinopteri; Osmeriformes; Osmeridae
Product: olfactory receptor 10A6-like
Exons: 1
Coding region: 1-939 (312 amino acids)
Biological process (GO): G protein-coupled receptor signaling pathway
Cellular component (GO): membrane
Molecular function (GO): olfactory receptor activity; G protein-coupled receptor activity
Source: RefSeq, a predicted model, not a curated record